This is a messenger RNA of Syzygium oleosum, 1336 nucleotides long. RefSeq names its product short-chain dehydrogenase ptmH-like. The transcript has a single exon. Gene Ontology annotation, molecular function: oxidoreductase activity. The coding region runs from base 133 to 1080 and encodes 315 amino acids. The record is from RefSeq and is a predicted model, not a curated record. Lineage: Eukaryota; Viridiplantae; Streptophyta; Magnoliopsida; Myrtales; Myrtaceae. Gene Ontology annotation, cellular component: endoplasmic reticulum.
CUUCUAGAUAGCAAAGAGAUGCCGUCCUCUUUGUUUUUUCAUGGCCGAAAGGAACGAUGAGUCGCCGGCUCAUCUGUGUUCUCCGAAGCAUAUGUGGCGAAUAUGCGCCCACUCGCAUAAGUCGAAUCAGCGAUGCCUAGCUCAAGUCGCCAAAACUCUCCUAAAUUCCUAAAUUGUGGAAAUCUCAAAAGAGAUAUAAAGCAAGUGAUCUUAUCCAUCAAACGCCGGGAGAGAGCCAUGGGGGAUCGGAUGGUGGCUCUCGUCACCGGGUGCGCGAAGGGCGGCAUCGGCCACGAGUACUGCAAGGCGCUGGCCGAGCGGAAUUGCCACGUCUUCGCCUCCGACAUCCCUCAGCGCAUGGAAGACAUGUCGGAACUCGCGUCUAGUCAUGGCGUGGAAGCCCUCGAGCUCGAUGUCACGUCCGAUGAAAGCGUGGCGUCGGCGGUCGAGGCCAUCAUAUCCAGGUUCGGCCGGAUCGAUGUCCUCAUCAACAAUGCCGGGAUCGGGAGCGUGGGGCCGCUGGCGGAGCUACCCUUGGAGGCGAUCCGAAAGGCUUGGGAAAUCAACACGCUAGGCCAGCUAAGGUUGGUCCAAAAAGUGGUGCCCCACAUGGCGGCCCGGCGGAGCGGCAAUAUCGUAAACGUGGGGAGCGUGGUGGGGACCGUGCCGACCCCUUGGGGCGGGUCGUACUGUUCGAGCAAGGCCGCGGUGCAUGCCAUGACGGACGCCCUGCGACUGGAGCUCCGUCCCUUCGGCAUCAACGUGAUCAAGGUGGUCCCGGGGGCAAUAAGGUCGAACUUCGGGAGCGCGACCACGGAGAAGCUGAGAGCUCACGAGUGGAGUCUAUACAAGCCGUUCACAGAGGCGAUCGCCGAGCGCGGGGGCGCUUCGCAGAGCGCGAAAUCGACCGACGCCGUGAUGUUCGCGAGGCACGUGGUGAACAAGAUCUUGAGCCCAAGACCACCCCGGCAAAUUGUGUUCGGCCACAUGACCGGCCUCUUCGCCGUGCUCUCAUGGUCUCCGCUUUGGGCGAGAGACCUCUUCUUCUCAAAUCGGUUCGGCCUGAAUAGGAAGCUCUAAAAAUUUAGUGCGAGAGGAGUGAAUUUGACCGAGGAUUUACAUGCAAUAAUUUGGUGCUUUUUUUCUAAAAUGGCUUGACAUCAACUGUGCUUCAUUCUGCUUCUCGAGACUUGUAACUUAGUUUCUUGCGAAGAUCAAGGGGGUUUAAUUUCUUAGACAGGUUCAAAAAAUAGUCAACUGUGCAAUUACAAAAGUCAACCUAUUCAUCAUAGCAAUUGUGGGAAUUCAUUGAGCGAUCAUCUGAGAUUAGCAUUAA